Moneuplotes crassus is the source of this 1036-nucleotide messenger RNA. The record is from the annotation of a GenBank genome assembly. NCBI's taxonomy places the organism in Eukaryota, Ciliophora, Spirotrichea, Euplotida, Euplotidae.
AAUAAUAAUGGAGACUUAUUCGUCAAAUUGUUCAUUUUUGAUCAAAGAUUUGUUGACUAAGAGAGGCAGUUGUUUCGAGAUCUUGGUGUUCUUGGGGUACCUAGAACACUGGGAGUGGCUAAUGAGACUUUUCUGAAAAUAAAACUAAGGAUUACUUCGAUCAAAGAAGAGGAGAAUUUGAAGAACUUGAGAAACUAGUUCAUGGAGAUGGAUGGAGAGUCAUGGAACUAGUGAGAAAAUAUUUGGAUAAAGAAGCAUAUCUGCCUAGUAAAUAUGACUUGCCGGUUACCUUGUCACAGAGUUUGAUUAUAAAUCCUUUCAUUGAGCAGAUUAUUGAGAGAAAUUUAGCUCUUCCAAGAUUUAGGCUACUUAAGUUGAAUUGAUUUGGGUUUAAUACUAACAUCAGUGAAAGCAUGCCUAGUAAAUCUGAAAACAUCAACUUAUUUUGAGAUCAUGUCCUCAAGAACAACAGGGUUCCAUUUGAAAACUUACUAAUUGAUGACCAAAUAACUUCUAUUUUUAAAGCAGGAUCUUCCUUUGAUCAAGUUUUGGGUACUGUAAGCAAUAGGAUUUCCCUUAGAUUUAAGGAGAAUCUUGCUAUGAAAACUCUUCAUGAUAUUUUUGAGAGAAUCAAGCAUUGAAAUACCAUUCACCUCAUCAAUAUGAUCGGAGGGAAUAAGGGAGAUGGAGAACGAGUAGAUGCACUGUAUGGAAAUAAAAUCAACAAAAUUUUUAUUGAAGAGGACAUCAUUUACUUUGAGAAUAAAAUCUCCCAUCUACUGAAGGGCUUAAAGUACUUUAUUGAUUUCAUCACACAAACUGGGAUCGAUCUGCAUCUCAAAAUCCUUGAUGUUCAUGUCAAGAAUGGAUCGACCGGCAAAUACCAGCAUACUCAAAAAGAACUAAACUCCCUCAACAAAAUCCCAGAAAUACUCACGAAAUUCCUAGAAGAGAAGGAUGCAAAAUUUGCUUUAAAAUUCCACUACGACAAAUUCGAAUAACCAAGUACCCCUACCCAUAAAAUUGCAUUCUAACC